Lasiosphaeria miniovina is the source of this 371-nucleotide messenger RNA. RefSeq lists its product as uncharacterized. The transcript has a single exon. The coding region runs from base 86 to 340 and encodes 84 amino acids. The record is from RefSeq and is a predicted model, not a curated record. Lineage: Eukaryota; Fungi; Ascomycota; Sordariomycetes; Sordariales; Lasiosphaeriaceae.
AGGGACUCGAUCCAAUGCGGGAUCGAGUCUCUAGACAUAGUAAUUUUCCGGCCUGGAGUUAAACCAUCACGGGGUUGAAACAAAGAUGCGUUGGUUGCUCACUCUCAUCGUGUCACAGGCGUUUAUAAAAUGGAUCAAGACUUGGAUCGGCAAUGAAUUAUUCGAUAGAAUCCCCAAGGAGGAGAAGAUGCUCACUUCGCCGUUACUGGUGACAUUUCUGGGCGCCAUUACAUCAUUUACGGGAGAAGACGAGAUUCGGACCCCGCUGCCAGCCGAAUGCGGCGUUAUUGAUGAUUUUGCUCUUGACAUCAAACAGAGAGUCCUUACGAUUUCAGCGUGAGAGCUUAUUUUCCCCCUCCCAGGACUUUUCG